GGUCGAAAUCCUCUCUUUUAGUGAUGGCCACAGCUUACUCAUUGCAUACAUGACGGCACAUUGAUCACUAUUUCAGAGGAUCGUCAUACUUCGCACAGUCUUUUCCUGCGUCUGCCACAGUCGCCAACUAUUUCGACGCUUUUGACCACCAUAGACUAUUGACAGCGACAAUAUUGUGCCUAGACUUCUUGCCAAUAGAACUAUUGCAUCGAACAUCCACCUUCUGGGGCCCGAUCAUGGCGGACGCGCGGGGUACGCCUCACCUGAGCAGGAGGAUCAGCGAGUGCCUGCCAGAGCACUUACAAAGCGAUUCCAGCAGCGAGGACGACUACAAUCGCAAAAUCGAGGUCGUCUUCGACUCUGAGAUCGCCCGACGCCGCAAAUCCUCUGUAGUACUGGCCGAACAUCCUAACGUCGAUAAACCCAGCCGGCAUCACGGAGCGCGGUCCAAAUCCCAAUGUCUAGUCCACCAAAUCGUCGAAAAGACCUCCCUCGGCCAACAACCCAAAGUCGAACCGCAGCUCGAACAGAUCGAUGAAGUUGACCCAGGCAUGCCGACCGACGAGAACGAGAGGGAUCCGGUGUCAGGCAAAGACGAGUCUCGCGCGAUAGAGUCACGGUUGCUCACGAAAAAGCAGUUGAGUGACAUGGCCAUAAGUGUGAGAGCGCUGGCGAAGAAAUUGGGUAAUCUGAAGGUCAGACUAAAGAUCCGGGCGAUCUUCUUGCUCACAAAAAUCUACGACAAGACGUUGAUUGCAAAGACAAGGGAGGUGGCUAGGUGGCUGUUGUCGAAAGAUCGAUCGGUGCCGUAUAUCGUGUAUGUCCAGGAUGUGAUGAAGGACAACCCCGUCUUUGAUGCCCAGGGCCUGAUUGCGGAGGAUGCUUCGUACGGCGAACGGCUGAAGUAUUGGAAUGUCGACCUGGCGAGGAAGAGGCCUCAUACAUUCGACUUUGUUGUCACAUUGGGCGGCGACGGGACGGUACUGUAUGCAAGCUGGCUGUUCCAGAGAGUCGUGCCGCCUGUCUUGUCAUUUGCGCUGGGGUCGCUGGGGUUCUUGACAAAGUUCGACUUCAGUAACUAUCAGGAAACUCUAUCGCGGGCCGUUAAGGAUGGCGUGACGAUAAGUUUGCGAUUACGGUUCGAAGGGACUGUUAUGCGAUCGCAGAAACGACACGAUGAUGCUGCGCGUCGAGACAUUGUGGAAGAGUUGAUUGGGGAGGAGGCUGAUGACCGGAAGACGCAUAAGCCGGACCGCACGUUCGAGAUCUUGAACGAUAUUGUGGUUGACCGGGGUCCGAAUCCGACAAUGUCGACUAUCGAGCUGUUUGGAGACGAAGAGCAUUUGACCACGGUCCAGGCGGAUGGGAUAUGUGUGGCCACGCCCACAGGCUCGACCGCGUAUAACCUGGCUGCAGGAGGGUCUCUAUGUCAUCCUGAAAACCCGGUCAUACUGGUCACAGCUAUUUGCGCACACACGCUCUCUUUCCGACCGAUCAUUCUCCCUGAUACGAUCGUUCUACGGCUCGGCGUGCCUUAUGAUGCCAGGUCGAGUUCCUGGGCCAGCUUCGACGGGCGAGAGAGGAUUGAAUUAUCUCCAGGAGAUUAUGUCACAAUAUCAGCAUCGCGGUACCCGUUUGCUAACGUCAUGCCUCCAGGGCGCCGUAGUGAGGACUGGGUUAACAGUAUCUCGAGAACCUUGCAAUGGAACUCAAGACAACGGCAAAAGGCGUACGCGGAUUGGGAUGGGGACAAGGGGGAUCACGAGGAUGCGAAAGGCAAAGACUCUAAGCCAGAUGAUGAUCGGCAGGAUAUGAAGAGAGGCGGACAAGGGCAUCCGGGGUGGCAUAAAGGAUAGAGUAGAGACGAAUGCAGACUGGAAGUACCCACGAGUAGAAUAUCAUGGACACGACGAUGCUCCACACCCA
Messenger RNA from Exophiala xenobiotica, 1926 nucleotides. RefSeq lists its product as uncharacterized. Gene Ontology annotation, biological process: NADP+ biosynthetic process; NAD+ metabolic process. The record is from RefSeq and is a predicted model, not a curated record. The coding region runs from base 237 to 1856 and encodes 539 amino acids. Gene Ontology annotation, molecular function: NAD+ kinase activity. NCBI's taxonomy places the organism in Eukaryota, Fungi, Ascomycota, Eurotiomycetes, Chaetothyriales, Herpotrichiellaceae. The transcript is spliced from 4 exons.